ACCCCUAGCUUCAAUUUUUAAAUGUAUGAAAUUAAAUGUAAACGUUUAUAGACGCGAAAAAUAUGAUUCGGAGCCUUACGAAAUUCAGUAAAGUUAUGAUAUUUCUAAUAACAUUUACAAUUUAUGUAGUUCUCUCAUUCAAACCGCUAACAAAAGAAGAACAAAUGAACAAAUACAACAAAAUGAAUCAAGAAGUAGAACCGUUCAGAAAGAACUUAACAGAAUGCGCGCGGCAAGUCAAAGCUUCAAUGGUCGACGUAGAAAAUUUCUUGAAAAGGAUCCCUCAGUCAACAAUGCAAGGUAAAUGCUUCGUUGCCUGUAUCCUAAGACGAAAUAAUAUCAUAAAGGGCAACAAAAUAUCAGAAGAGAAUCUUCUAGAAGUAAACAGAGCGGUUUACGGAGAAGAUGAAGAAGUUAUGUCAAGGUUAAAAUCUGCGAUUGACGAGUGUUACAAAGCGGUUGAAAUGAUUUUCGAAAUAUGCGAGUAUGCGUCGGUGUUUAACGAUUGCAUGCAUAUGAAAAUGGAGCAUAUUCUGGACAAAGUUACCAUGGAGAGGCGGAUGGAGGCUUUGGGUCAAAUGUCGUCCGAUCCCGAUGUCUGGACUGAUGAUGAAGAUGAACUUUUGAAGCUGGUUAAAGACGAAUUGUAGAUUGCAUUUUUGUUUCUCUCUCGUCUGGCUUUACAAAGAUUAGCCAGUUUCAAGUUUGUAGUUAUUUCCAAGUUAGGGAAACUAUAUAGUUAAGUA
Molecule: messenger RNA, 746 nt
Organism: Maniola jurtina (meadow brown)
Lineage: Eukaryota; Metazoa; Arthropoda; Insecta; Lepidoptera; Nymphalidae
Gene: Obp2
Exons: 1
Coding region: 63-650 (195 amino acids)
Molecular function (GO): odorant binding
Source: RefSeq, a predicted model, not a curated record